Messenger RNA from Diaporthe batatas, 1495 nucleotides. RefSeq lists its product as uncharacterized. Gene Ontology annotation, biological process: Arp2/3 complex-mediated actin nucleation; actin filament polymerization. NCBI's taxonomy places the organism in Eukaryota, Fungi, Ascomycota, Sordariomycetes, Diaporthales, Diaporthaceae. Gene Ontology annotation, molecular function: actin filament binding. The transcript has 4 exons. Gene Ontology annotation, cellular component: Arp2/3 protein complex; actin cytoskeleton. The record is from RefSeq and is a predicted model, not a curated record. Bases 128 to 637 code for a protein of 169 amino acids.
GACGCCCCACACCGGGCUGGGUUGACGUCGCUCCAUUCGGGGACAGCUCCUCUGGACGACCACCUCGACCUUCACCACGCCAGCCCGGCAUCUUGGACACAACUGGCAGAGUCCCCGCGCCUUCAAGAUGUCUCAAUCCCUCAGGCCGUACCUUCAGGCCGUCCGCAGCAGCCUGACAGCCGCCCUCUGCCUUUCCAACUUCGCAUCCCAGACCGCCGAGCGACACAAUGUCCCCGAAGUCGAGGCCAGGACAUCGCCCGAGGUCCUCCUGACGCCCCUAACCAUUGCGCGAAACGAAAACGAGCGCGUCCUCAUCGAGCCCAGCAUCAACAGCGUGCGCAUCAGCAUCAAGAUCAAGCAGGCUGACGAGAUCGAGCACAUCCUGGUACACAAGUUCACCCGAUUCUUGGAACAGCGCGCCGAGUCCUUCUUCAUACUGCGGCGGAAACCCAUCAAGGGAUAUGACAUCUCCUUCCUGAUCACGAACUUCCACACGGAGGAAAUGUUGAAGCACAAACUGGUGGACUUCAUCAUUCAGUUCAUGGAGGAGGUUGACAAGGAGAUUUCGGAGAUGAAGCUAUUCUUAAACGCACGAGCACGAUUCGUUGCGGAGUCCUUCUUGACACCUUUCGACUAAGGCUUGACUUGCCCUGUAUUUGGUUUGUGGGAGGGGGGGUGCUGUGACAUGCCAUGACGGGUUGGGGUGGUAGAUAGCGCUCAGAAACGGAGCAACUCGGCAAGCAUGCCUCCUUCCUUUCAAUGACCCCGAGCCAUGGUAUGUGGCUCGAAAAUGGCUGUAUUGCACCAAAGGAGAGGUUGCUAGGUGCCGGUGAAUUGGCACAUUGGCAGUAUUUUGGCCCAGGCUCAGCACUCAUUGCUGCCGUCCAAAGGCUGACAAUUGAAAUUAGACGAGUCAGAUUCAAGCUCAUGAGGGAACUGAGCCAAUAAAAUAUCAAAAAGUUGUUUGCAGCCAAGCGGUCUCCCUUUAGAUGCUGAUUCUCCCACGUCCACAGCAAGGCUACUGGCACGGCUGACACUGCAGGUAGGCUUCCAAGUGCUCAUAUGCGAAGUUGUCUUAUAGGAGGUCAUAUUAAAGCAAGUGAUCUUUUCAGAAACCAUGGGGAUGUCUUUAAGAAGGUUGGUCCACCAGGUUUUGAGUAUAAUAAUAAUUUCGAGUCUGACGCGGCUGAGUGGGCGGGCUGAGUGGGCGGGCUGAGCGGGAGGGCUCAGUUGUGUCCAAGGAGACAGUGCAGCCUUGCCACUCUGCAUCAUUUCCGAGCUUUCCAUGUUGGUUUUCUGUAUACUAGAAUCACUCUUCGCUUUAUUUUGGCAGAAUCCUGGUGUCUGCUGGUCAUGCGUUCCACCGAGUUCAUUCACGAGAGGACCAAGAACAAGACUGUCAUGCAGACAAGCUCCGCAAGCCAUUCUAUCAAGGCUGGCUUGAAGACGUAGCAUGAUAUAGCUCUCCUUUUGAAAUUUCUUAUUCUCGAUGGAC